UUGGCUGCAGCUCUUCUUUUGACAUGUUGUUUGGUGCAAACGAUAGACUGUUAUCGACUGAGAAAAACAGAAAGACGAGAAGGGCGAAAAGAAGCUGAUGCAUCCAAAAUGAUAGGUGUCCGUGAGGGGAAGAUUGUGUUUGGGAGGGUCUUUAAGAAAGGGUCAGGCCUUGAGUCACAAGUCCUUGAUGGGACCAAGAAGCCGUCCUCAAACGCUUCUAUGGAGGAUGAAGCUGAUUAUCAAGCAGACUUUACAGGCUGGUCGGAAGGUCAAGUGCAGGAUACCGCUUCCAUAGAAGAAGCAUGGAAGGUCAUGUCGCCCUCUCUGCAUUGUGGUGCGGACCAGUUGAAGUUCAGCGCAGUGGGACCAGGAACUUCGCGGUUUGCAGUGGAACAAAGAAAUGGUUCGCCAAUGCCUCUGAACCAAGUCCCUCGCUCAUGUGGCUAUGGCAUGCAGAAGAACCCCCUUGGGCUUGUCUUGUUGGUUCCCUAUGAUGGCUGCAAUGUGGUUCAAGAGGGUGGAAGUUACGUUCUCCCGAUGCGUUGGCAAGGAAUUCCUGUCUUGCUCUGGUGUCGUAAACCUGCUGCACCUUCCCCCACAACUGCUGCCCAACAAAACCCACAACAUCAGACACCCCAUUACCCCCAUGUGACGCCCCCCCCACCCCAUGUGAUGCCGCUGCCCCCGCCCCAUCAGGGUGUCCCCAAUGUAAUGCACAGAAUGCAUAGUUUCACGCUGCCGAUUCCCCAGGUGCAGCCUUUGUCGUACCCUCAGGUGCAGCCUCUGUCGUACCCUCGGGUGCAGCCCCAGGUUUACCCCCUGGUGCCUCAGGUGCAGCCUUUGUCGUACCCUCGGGUGCAGCCUCUGUCGUACCCUCGGGUGCAGCCCCAGGUUUACCCCCUGGUGCCUCAGGUGCAGCCUUUGUCGUACCCUCGGGUGCAGCCCCAGGUUUACCCCCUGGUGCCUCAGGUGCAGCCUUUGUCGUACCCUCAGCCGGUACCCUCGGGUGCAGCCCCAGGUUUACCCCCUGGUGCCUCAGGUACAUGCUGUGGGGCCACAGGUGAGACCCAGGCUGCUUAA
Messenger RNA from Pseudoliparis swirei, 1080 nucleotides. RefSeq names its product RING finger protein 44-like. The transcript has 6 exons. The record is from RefSeq and is a predicted model, not a curated record. The coding region runs from base 109 to 1080 and encodes 323 amino acids. Lineage: Eukaryota; Metazoa; Chordata; Actinopteri; Perciformes; Liparidae.